ACGAAAUCUCACUGGAUGUGAAGGAGUGACGCAAUUCUGGGAAAGGUCGCAUUAGCCGCCAUCUUGUGCAAGAGACAGCUGCGUUUAGGAAAAUUAUUGUGAUUUUAAGUGUUUUUUUACGGUGAUGUGACUACCCUAGCACCACACUUUUAUCCAUAAGGAUGUCGGUGCAUUACAAAUUUAAGUCAGCUGUCGAGUAUGACACGCUGCCAGUGGAUGGAGUCCAUAUCAGCCUGGGGGACCUCAAAGAGGCCAUUAUCCAACAGAAGAGGCUGGGAAGAGGACAGCCAUAUGAUCUACAGAUCACCAAUGCAGAGACCAAGGAAGUUUACACAGAUGAGAAGACGCUCAUCCCAAAGAAUUCAUCGCUGAUAGUUGCAAGAGUGCCCAUCGAUCCUGCACUCAUGAAGAAGCCAUGGGAGAACAAGGAACCUACAGCCCUGCUACUAUCCAACCCUUCAAACCUGAUGAACACAGAAGAUGCUGCUGAAGCUGCCGAAAUAGACAGAAAGAUCAAGGAGGUCACAGAUCUAACACGUAUGGACGGCAGUGAAGAUGACAAGAUUAAUGCAAGUGCGCAGUCAACAAUGGCAUAUCAUCCAUCAAAAUAUGUAAAACUUCGUGUCAGCAAGAAGGGUCAGGUGCCGUUAGAUUAUAAAUGCUUCAAGUGCCAUCAGGGUGGACACUGGGUGAAUAUGUGUCCACUUAGUCAUCAAGACUUGCGGAAGAGUACUGGCAUUCCGUCCAAAUUCCUGGUUGAGGUCAAUGACCCUAAUGCACCUGGUGUUAUGAUCAAUGCUUCAGGGAAAUUUGUGCGCCUCAUGGAUAUGGACAAUAGUACAGAAAACACAGAACAGAUGAUGCCUCCCACCAACCGACCUCCACCGCCGCCAGAAAUCCUUUGUAAUUUAUGCAAGGAGGUCUUGAGGGAUGCUGUCUUAAUCCCUUGCUGUGCUAAUGCAUUCUGUGAUGACUGUAUCCGUAACAUCUCCUGGAAUCAGAAGAACAUGAAUGUCCUUCAUGCCAGAAAGAGGGUGUUGGUCCAGACACACUUAUUCCCAAUCUUACUUCGAGUGAAAGCCUUACAUUAUCAGAAUGGAUGGUUCAUAACAGAUAAAAAAUUGGACCGACAGUCAGGUGCAACAGAACCUUUAUGUCCCAUCCCACCUUACAUGCUUCCUAAACUCAAUACACCAACACCCCCAAGAAGUCCUGCUGCCCCUGCCAGUCCCUUGGAGCCUAAGAUCACUGAAAAUGUGUCAUCCACAUCAACUCCACCAGUCAGCCCACUACGGCCAAAGAGUGCUGAUGGGAUAAUGGAAAAUGGAGGAGCUGAUUCAGAUAAGGAAAAUCGAGAAGAGUCUUUGAGAAUGGAGCCAUCUCCUGAGCCAGAGACUCAGUUGGAUGAAAAUGGAGACAUUCUCACAGGAGUCAAGAUGGGAAGUCCUCAGAUGAGAGAGUGCCUGAGCGAGAGAUGAUUCAUGAUGCAAGGAAUAGUUCCAAGGAUGGAGAUAUGAUUGGGGAAGGUGAUGAUCUCUGGGCCAUUAGUGGUCCACAGACUGACAUCCAGUGUUGAGAAGGAAACUGAUACCUCCGGGGGUUUAUAUGACAAUAUUGUUCCAUCAUUCAACCCCCUUGUUCCUCCUCCAGGUGGCUUCAUACAGUCCCCACCAAAGGAUCCAUUCUACCCUGUCCCACCUGCAACAUAUACAACCACAGAGUACCUCCUCCAGCCAUUGUGACAAACCCUCCAGGCUAUCCAAGUCACGUUCCUCCCUUCAGGGAAAUGGAAGUUAUUGACGACCCUCUUGCAGCCUUUGAAAGACAUCUUAGGGAGAAAGAUGCACGGAAAUAUCGCAUGAGCAGAUCAAGAUCCCGUUCAAGAACACCACCCCGUUAUAGGCCAAGGUCACCACGUCAGCGUUCUUGGUCCAGGUCACGGUCCCGUUCUAGGUCAAGAAGUCGUCUUGGUGUUGGGUCUGGGAGGUCUCCGAGGUCGCCUGGCAGACGCAGAUGGAGCAGAACUCCACCCCGCAGACCCAUGUCAUAUCGGUCUCCACGGUCACCAUCAUUUACCAAAGAGAGAUCAGUAUCAAAUCAGUCAUUAACUUUGAGCAGGACUCCAAGUCCAAGUCGCAGAAUGAAGUCUUCUCCCCUCCAAGUGCGACCUCUGUUGCCUGACUCAAGGUCACCAGCCAGGGCAGCAUUAGAUUAUGGGAGCAGGAAUGAAUAUGAUCAUUAUGCUGGUAGUGGACAUGUGAUGCCAGGGGAGGAAUACCACCCAUACCAUGGAAAUACAGCUCAUUGGGAUCCUCAGAAUAGAUAUGAUCAUCCGGGUCAUGAUGCUUUCAAUCCAGAGUACCACAACAUGAGAGGUCAAGGGAACAGAGGGCGUCGUGGUCGUGGAGGAUUCAGGCAAGGAGAUGACUACAGCUUCGACCAGCGCACUCAGGACACAAGGCAUCCCUAUGAUCGUCAUCAGCAACCCCAUGAUGACCGGCGAGGCUUAUUAGCUGCUUCAGCAUGGGAAAGAGAUGAUGUGCGAAGGGGAUAUGAUAUGGAGAUGGGGAGAAAUGAUAGAGGUGGGAGACGGUACGGAGAUGUACGAGAUCCAGCUAGAGAAUUUGAUGAUGUGAGGUCAAGGAGGGAAAGGGAUGUCAUAGACAGAAGGCAUGAAGAUGAUAUAGGCCGGAAACUGUAUGAUGAGGAUGAGUGGAGAAGAUAUCCAGAGGAAAAUAGGAAGAGAUUCGAGGAGGAGGAGGAAAGACGGAGAUACCCAGAUGGCAGGAGAGGUCAUGUGGAUGACCAUGAUGAUGCCAGGAGACCACCAGAAAUUGACAGAUAUGAAGAUCACAAAAGGUUCCCAAGGAAAGAUGGAGAUGUGCGUAGAGAUCCAGACAGUAUUAGGAAGGAUGGAGAGGAGGGCAAGCACAGUGGUCGUCAUGACUCAAAAAGGCUGGAGGAGCGUGAUGCUAAACUGAAGCCUAGUUCAAGGCAUAGAGAAGCUCCUGGGCAGAGAAUCACCCCCAACCAAGAUGAUGCAAGAGCUUACAGGAGUAGAUCACGCGACCCACUACAAAGUAAGAGUCACAGAAAGUCACCAGGCAGAGACAGAAGACAGAAAAGACAAAGAUAUUGAUAGAAAAGACAGGGAGUUUGAUAGGAAGGAUAGAGAUAGUGAUAAAAAGGAUAGAGAUAUGGAUAGAAAAGAUACCUAUAAGAGGGACAGGGAAGACCGAAGAGAUAGAGAUGUAGAGAGGAGAUCAAGAGACAAAGACAGGAGAGACAGGGAUAGUGAAAGGAAGGACAAAGAUAGUGAUAAAAGGGAAAGAGAUUCACAAAAGAGGGACAGAGAUACUGACAGGAAGGAUGAUCGAUCAGGCAGAGAUGACAGCAGAAGAGAUAGAGAUGGAAGGAGAGAUCGAGAGAUGGAAAGGACUGGCAGAACAUCAAGGUGGGACAGAAGUGAUGCCAAGCCUGAAAAGGAAAAAGAUUUUGAAAGAGGCAGAUUAGAUCGGGAGAAGAGUAAGUCACUGGAGAAAGAGGAAAUGAGAGCACAUGCUUCUGAUGAGAGAGAUGAAAGGAAGAAGAACAAAAAUAGGGAUGAGGAACUGGAUAGUAAGGAAAAGGAUGAAAGAGAUGCAGAAGGCAUGACUAAAGCUGGAGAGGGAUGAAAAUCCAACAGAAGACAAUGUAGAAAAGGCAUCCUAUGUAGAAGCUGAACUACCAAAUGAACAACCAAAUGAUGUAGAUGAAAUCUCUGUCACUGAGAAGGAUUCAAAUGAAAUACCCUCUCAGGAGAUGACUCCUGAGGCUGAAAGUGCUCCAGGAGAAGAAGUUGCCACACCUCUUCCUCUUCCACAGUUAUCAAAGUGGGAAAGAGAUGAAGAUCUCUCCCUGACACCAAAAGGAUUAGUUGAGAACAAAGCACCAGAGGAGGAGAGGAAAGUCACCGUUGACAUCCUAAAGCGUGCAGAAAAUGCCAUUUUCUCAGGUAGAGGGUUAACAACACGUAAAGUAUAUCUUGAUACACAAAAGCAGAAAGAAGUUGAAGAGAGAAGCCCAACUCCGGAGUGGGAUCGCCUGGAAUUAAGAGAGGCCAAAAGGAGAGGUCCAUCCAUCCAGAUCACAAUAUCCUCAAAAACAGAAUCCCAAAUUGGCCGACCCAGGAGUGGUAGAUCUCUUCCCUCAAGUCCUGAGCGUCCUGAAGACAGAAAGUACAAUUUAAAGUCAAAGAGAGGUGCAGAAGUAGAUAUCAAACAGGAUAGACACUCUUCAAGAUCUGGAAGAAGGUCCCCUAGUCCUCAUGAACAACAUGGUUCUUCCAGAAGCCGUAGGAGGAGUGAAAGGGAAGACCGACAUAGUAUUGGUGAAGAGAAAAGUAACCUUUCAAGUCAAAUUGAUGAAGGAACAAAGAGACUGAAAGAUUCAUCUCCUGUAUCUGACCAUAAUUUGACCAGCAAUACUUAUUGUGAAAAUAAUGAGAUAAAUCAAAUUCCAAAGGAAGGUGAUGAGGCUCUUAAGGAAAAUCCUGAAAAUAAUGUUAAAGGUGUAAAGAGAACUUUAUCAUCAGGAGAAGAUUCAGAGCUUAAAAGAAUAAAAUUUGAAGGUAGUGGCUCAGUAGAGGAGCCUGAUGGGGAAAAUACAGUACAAACAAAUAGCUCAACAGCAGCAGAUACUCUGUCACACAUUGAGACUGCAGGAGUUCAAGGUGAAAAUGAUACAGAAGAGCAGACUUACAGGGAGAAAAGUCAAGAUGUUUCAGAGGAACCUGCUGUCAGUCUGCCAGCAGAGAAAGAGGAACUUGAAGAGGGUGAAAUUGAAACAGAAACCCCAGAAGGGUUAAUUCCUGCUGAGAUGGCUAUACCUUCAACUGCUCAUGCUCCCACUGCUUCAUUGUCUCCUUCUCUUGGUCGGGUUAUAAACCCCGGGCUUACUUAUCCCUCCCUUAAGCUUUCAGAACCUUAUUCUCGUUCCCCAUCUCAUUCCCCAGAGCAGAGUCCUGCUCACUCACGACAUGAAAAUGAAAGUCUUCAGCAAGAAGUAGAAAGAAAACACCGUUACUCACCUAUCCGUGUUCCUACCCCAGUUACACAGAAAACUGCUGCAGAAGAUGUUAGACUAAGAGACAAAUCUAAGAAAAGAAAAAAGCGAAAGCGUGACUCCAGUUCAAGUUCAAGUAAUAGUAGUUCUUCGAGCAGUAGCAGCAGCAGUGAUGAUGAGGAGGUUC
This is a messenger RNA of Penaeus monodon (black tiger shrimp), 5230 nucleotides long. RefSeq names its product E3 ubiquitin-protein ligase RBBP6-like. Gene Ontology annotation, molecular function: ubiquitin protein ligase activity; zinc ion binding; nucleic acid binding. NCBI's taxonomy places the organism in Eukaryota, Metazoa, Arthropoda, Malacostraca, Decapoda, Penaeidae. Gene Ontology annotation, biological process: ubiquitin-dependent protein catabolic process; mRNA processing; protein ubiquitination. The record is from RefSeq and is a predicted model, not a curated record. Gene Ontology annotation, cellular component: nucleus.